UUCCCUCUCGGUUGUGUGCAGCCAGUGAGGUACGUUACGCAUGUUAAAUCUGUCAUUGUGCAUAUUUGCGUUUAAACUGUGUUUAUGUAAUGUUACUGUCGGAUUGUUUGUAUGUCUAAAUGUAAUUUAUACAGUUAGAUGGUGGAUUGAGGACAGUGGUGUAAAAGGAGAAAUAAAUUCAUCAGUAGAAAAGAACUAAAGGUGUCGUGUAUUUCCUGGAGGGAAUGAUGGCAGGAAAAUGUAUGUACAGGAGACUAUUUGCUCAAUACUAAAAUUUCUUUGUGGCAUCUCUGUGUGUGUCUACUGUUUUCCUGCAGAUGUCCAACAGCUGUUGGUGGGUAAAGAAGAGGUUCCCCCUGAGCAGCAGGAGUGGAGCUCCAGUCUGGACCAGGAGGACCCAGAGCCGCCCCCACACAUUAAAGAGGAACAGGAGGAACUCUGGAUCAGUCAGGAGGGAGAGCAGCUUCAAGGACUGGAGGAGGCUGAUGUCAAGCUCUCAUUCACUCCUGUGAAGAGUGAAGAUGAUGAAGAGGAAGCUCAGUCCUCACAGCUUUAUCAAAGACAAACUAAACAGAUGGAAACAGAAGCUGAUGGAGAGGACUGUGGAGGACCAGAACCAGACAGAAACUUAGAUCCAGAUAGACAUCCAGAACCAGAUACUGAUGACAAGACUGGAGACUCUUCUGACACUGAUGAUUGGAAGGAGACCAGAGAACCUCAGUCAGGUUUAAACUCUGUGAAACCUGAUGAAGUCCUUGUCAGUGAUUCAAGAUGUAGUACUAGUGAGAAACUUUUUAGAUGCUCUGAGUGUGAGAAAACAUUUGGCUCCCGAGGAAUUCUGAAGAAACACACGAGAAUCCACACAGGAGAAAGACCUUACUGCUGCUCAGUCUGUAAUAAGUAUUUUGCAUAUAAACAGGUUUUACAGGACCACAUGAAAGUCCACACAGGAGAGAAACCUUACAGCUGCUCAGUCUGUAAUAAGUCUUUUGCACGUAAACGGGGUUUACAGGAACACAUGAAAACCCACACAGGAGAGAAACCUUACAGCUGCUCAGUCUGUAAUAAGUCUUUUGCACGUAAACAGGGUUUACAGGAACACAUCAAAACCCACACAGGAGAGAAACCUUACAGCUGCUCAGUCUGUAAUAAGUCUUUUGCAUAUAAACAGGUUUUACAGGAACACGUGAAAAUCCACACAGGAGAGAAACCUUUCAGCUGCUCAGUUUGUGAUCAAAGAUUUAGGCAGAGCGCAGCUAUAAAGGUACACAUGAAAACUCACACAGGAGAGAAACCUUACAGCUGCUCAGUUUGUGAUAAAAGAUUUAGGCAGAGCGCAGCUAUAAAGGUACACAUGAAAACUCACACAGGAAAGAAUCCCCUUUAGCCCUUUUACCCAAUCAGCCCUCCACAUAUCCCUUCGAGCGGUGGGCCCGUAGGGCGGCUGCUCAAUGUAGAUUUUUCGGGUUGCUCCUGGUCGAACCAUAUGUAUCAUGUCCCGGAAACCAGACCCUCACCAGCAGCAAUAUGCUUUUUGUUUCUUUCAUUGUUUAAUCAAAAUGAUUGAUUUGAAGGGUAAAUAUGGAGACAAGUGUAUUGGCAUACAGAUGAGUAUAUGUAUGUGUGUUUGAGGCAUCAUGUCUUGAAAUAAAUCCUUGUAUUUUAGUUUAUAUUGAUAAAUAUUUGAUUGUUAUUUUCUAUGUAAAAUGUUUUGCUUUCCAUCUCAAUAAAAAGAGAAUAAUAAAACAAAAGAUAUCCACUCACAGCAACCGUUGGAUACACAAACUACCAAGCAGACAUAUCAGAGAAGCUAACCCACGCAGGUUGGACAGCCGACCCCGCUUUCCCCGGGGCAGGAUCCGUUCACGCUACACUACCAAGCAGACAUAUCAGAGGUUCAGGAAAAGUUCAUUCUUUAAAGUAGUUUCCCCGUACUCCUCACUUUAAUUAUUAUUAUUAGAUUAGUAUAAAGAUUCAAAGGUCCUAACAUUUAAUAGUCAUUUUGAUCUUCCAGAAAAAGAUGUUGAUUUUACUGACUCAGCUCAGUCAUUUUUAUUAUUCUUUUUUUAUUCGGACAGGCCUCGUUUUUGUAUCUGUGUAUGGUGUUGGUGUGUUUGGACGAAUAAAAAUGUAAAUGCAAAAAGAAAGCAGGAUUUUAAACCAGAAAUGCACUG
This is a messenger RNA of Anarrhichthys ocellatus (wolf-eel), 2174 nucleotides long. Its product is annotated as gastrula zinc finger protein XlCGF8.2DB-like. Gene Ontology annotation, cellular component: nucleus. The record is from RefSeq and is a predicted model, not a curated record. Lineage: Eukaryota; Metazoa; Chordata; Actinopteri; Perciformes; Anarhichadidae. Gene Ontology annotation, biological process: regulation of gene expression. The transcript is spliced from 2 exons. Bases 239 to 1387 code for a protein of 382 amino acids.